Molecule: messenger RNA, 579 nt
Organism: Cannabis sativa
Lineage: Eukaryota; Viridiplantae; Streptophyta; Magnoliopsida; Rosales; Cannabaceae
Exons: 2
Coding region: 1-579 (192 amino acids)
Source: RefSeq, a predicted model, not a curated record
AUGCAAUUGAGGAAAGGAAUGGAGUCUUCAAGAAGCCGCCCCGUAUCAGGGGAAACCGCGACAAAAGAGACCCCAAAAAGUUCUGAUGAAAUCGAGGAGCUGAUUCGAAGAGGAAAGUUUGACAAAUACAAAAAGAACGAGGAAGGUCAUCCCCGAGCGGAUGACAAAGAAGAAAAUCAGAACGCGAGUGGUUUGAGAACACCUCGCAAUAUAUUAACAAUCAUUGGAGGGCCCCAUAUCGCAGGAGACUCCCGCAAAUCUCAAAAGCGAUAUGCCAAGGAAGCUAAAGAGAAGCCGCUCACCAAUGUAAACAAUCUCAGUGAACAGCCAGAGAAAUUGUUUAAAAGAGAAUGCGACGUCAUCACCUUUAUGGAAAGUGAUGCGAAAUGGGUCCAUCACCCGCAUUCCGACGCACUAGUCAUUGUCGCCAAUAUUGGCGGAGACAAUGUCCACCGUAUACUCGUGGACAAUGGAAGUUCAGUGAAUCUCUUGAAUUUCCAAGCUUUUAAACAAAUGGGGUUGCAUGAGAAGGACCUGCGACCUGUGACGUCGAGUAUAUAUGGUUUUACCUCACACUGA